Porites evermanni is the source of this 3918-nucleotide messenger RNA. The record is from the annotation of a GenBank genome assembly. NCBI's taxonomy places the organism in Eukaryota, Metazoa, Cnidaria, Anthozoa, Scleractinia, Poritidae.
GUAGUACUGUUAAACAAAGCUAUCAAAGGAGAAAAGAAAGAAAAGGGACUCUACAUCAACAGAGGAGGUAAAUACACUACCAUGAUAAUAUUAUUAUAUUAAUAUUGUACAGUGGAACCCCGUUAAUAUUGUCACCAAUGAAAAAUUUUGGCCAUAUUAACGGAUGACUGUAUCAACAAGGGUUUUUCUUUACAAGAAAAUGUCUGGCCGUUUUGCCAUGUAGCCAAAAAACAGUGGCUCUAAUAAUGAGGUGACCGUAUUACCAAGGUGGCCAUAAGGAGGGGUUCCACUGUAGUUGGAAGAGAAUUCUACAUUGGCUGACAUGCUUUCAAAUAUUUCUGCUUCAGGUCACCAGUAGCUAGCUAACUAGUGAUACCCCCCAUGGGAAAACAAGGCUAGGCGUUUUAAUCAUUACAAGUACUGAAUUUGGCAACAGCAGGUUUAAAGCAGUCAUGUCUCGAGGCUAUUGCUUUUUUAGGUCAAUUCUGUGCUAAUAAAAGUCAUUAAUAAGUGUCAUUAUUUUGUGACCAGAUAAAAUGCCAAAAUGCUACUUUAGCAUCAUAUAUCAAACGAAUUUCAUCAGGGAGGACUGACUGUGAUAAUCUUUUGGUGAUUUUAGCGGGCGUAAAGUAGCAUCAAAACAUGAAAAAAUUGGCCCAUUCAUGUGAAUCCCGGCCAUCCGUAGCAACAGACAACAGGAGUCAGUUUCAAUCUCUCAUUAUAAUCUUAAAUAACAAAACUGGACCAUUUUUUUGGAAUUCAAUUGAUAUAAGAUAUGUUUUAUCUUUUUAAAAGGAAGCAUAUAAUUAACGAUUUAUUCCCCAGGCUUAAGUUUGAAAAGUUGAUCCAGUUUUUUUUUUCCAAAGUUUGAUCCAUCUCCCACUUACUUGGAUGGCAUGCAGGUACUUGCAGUGUAUAAGCAGUUUCCAGUAACCUUCAAGUCUUUUUAACGACCAUCUUGAAGAGUUAAACAUGCACUUACAGUUCAGCUAGAGAAGUAGGGUAACCAAGUCUGGACCAUUAUUUUUAAAUCAACACCAAGAAAACACGAUGCACUUCCUUUAAGAACCUUCAUGGCUCACAUGUUUAUCAUAAUCACUUUUGAUUUUGCAGACUGCUUCUUUCGCCUGAAUGAGCUUCACUUUUCCCUGUCAGACUAUCAACAGGCAUUAGAGAUGGACAGCAGUGAUUGGUCUGUCAGGUGCCGACUUUCCAUUGUGUAUAACGAGUUUGGAAUACUGGAGUAUUAUGAUAGGCACUACCUUGAAGCUAUUGAUCACCUUACAACAUCCAUCCAGUACAAUCCUCGGAUAGGUGCCUAUUACUUGUCACGUGCCAGGGCCAGAUACAUGAUAGAGGUAACGAUAAUGAAGGAUUUUUGAUUGAACACAUUUUUCGUUUUAUUUCUGAGACCUUUAUUCGCCACAUGAAGGGAUGAGGAGGCCUGACUAACCGCAAGGAGUGAAGCGCUACCAAAGAGUGGAUUCUUCGGUCCCAUUUAUUGAUGUAUCGUCGCAAUCUAACCAAAAACGUCGGUUUUCCGCCUUCUUCGAAACGUUUUCAGUUACAUCAAUAUUUUGACUAUUGGGUCGUAUCCUUAAAACGGUAUUUUUUUCCCGAAAUUCUGUCUAAAACGUCUCCUACUGCCAGACCUGCUCUGGAGUGUAAUGACUACAUUGAGAAACACGAACGGCAUUUCAAUCCUUCCGAAGCUCUUCUAAGCAUAUGUAAACUGUUCACACUGCAAGCUUCUCUUAUUAUAAAAACUUGUAGACAAUUUUGUCGGUUACAAAUUGGCUUCUACACCAAGAACUUUGCUAAGGGUAGGUGGGUGGGGACUCGUCUUGAUGGAGUAUUCUACCUCCUUCUGGAAGCCACAUCGUUAUUAUUCUAUCAGAAGUUAAAUUUUUAACAGUUUCGGUCUGAAGAUUUGUACUAUAUGCUACCACUGUGGGUUAAGAAAUCGGGAACUAUUAAUUUGCCGGUCAGACAUAAGGUAGUGUUUUAAAAAGAGGGCUGCCUUUUACAGUGAAUUUAAACCACAGAGUAUUUAUCAACUUUUUUCUCCUUCAGGACAUGGACGGUGCUCGGCACGACGUUCUCGUGUCGUUGUAUUUAGACCCCGAGAACAAGGAAAUCGUGUCCAUUUUUUCGAGGCUGUUCCCGGGCCGAGCCAUUACUGACGUCAUGAAGAGUCACAUGGGAAUGGCGGCUGCACGUCAGGCCGAGGCUUCCAUUCGAGAAACAAGUAGUUAUCUGCAACUUUCCCAGCAUGCCACAGGUACUGUCAUUUGACGUUAGGUAUUCAAUUUAAAACAAGGGUCUUCUUUUCUCCAUCAGCUCUACUCUCAAGGCAAUUUUUAUGACCAAGAGUAAAAAAAAUGUAAAGAAAGAUAUUGUUUAUCCUGGAUAAAGUGUAUAAAGGGUUUCGUUUAUCGUUUGUCUCAGGAUUGUCACAUAGAUAUUGAUUGCGACGUGUACACCGCGUUCUGCAGGUCUUCAUCAGGCGAUAGUGUUGAUUUACUGAGUAGAACUAUUUAUACCAGUUAGAACAGUUUCCUCCUCUAAUAAUGCCAACAUUGCUGGAUCAAAACCCACCAACCAUGAGCGAGGUUCGUAAUACACCAAUCACUAACAACCACGGUGGUAUAAAUAGUUCUACUCAGUAAAUCAACACUAUCGCCUGAUGAGGACCUGCAGUACGCGGUCAAUACGUCGCGAUUAAUAUCUAUGUGACAAUCCAGUUUGAGACAAACGAUCAAAGAAACCCUUAUAAGACUAAAAGAAGUCCCAAAACCAGUCUAGCCUCCCACGCAGGCGUUUUUAGGGGAGCUCGUAUUUCGUUGUAGGGAGCGACGAAAUACAAGCUCCCCUAAAAUCGCCUGCGUGGGAGGCUACUGCCAGUUGUAUUGGUUUUGUUUUACUUAAGUGGCUGAUAAAAACAGUGUGAAAUUGUUUCUCCUUGCACAGACUGUGGCAAAGUAGCAAGGUGAUUGUGAACUGACAAAAAACCUCUUUGAAUGGCAUUUUAUAGCGAGCAUAUAGAAGUAAAUGAACAUUAGAAAUAGUAGAACGUUGCAAAAUCUUUGGAACUUUCAAUCAGUAGAAGGCAAGUUAAGUUGUUAUUUCGUGGCUUUGUUUAGGUGCGAAGAAUUCUGAAGCAGCAGCCAAGUUUAGUGGUAAAUCAGUUCUUCCACCGAUUAGAGGUUCCGUGUUUCCUGAAGUGCGCGCAUGUAUGGAGGAACAAGAUUUUCACAUCAGCAUCAUUAAAGGAAAGAAAAAGGUUAGCUGAAUUUUUAGAAUUGUAUUGAGACAUUUUUUGCCAUACGUUAGGCGGUUAGCUAUGAUGAAGUUUUCUUUUCUUUUCUUUUUAUAUUGACAUUAGUAAUGGCAAAUGUCAAUAAGACUGUAUGGAGAACAAUUAAGAGAGUAGCCGGGCGCGCGAGGCCCACUUAAAAUUACUCGCCCGAUUACCCUGAAUUACCCGACUCGAAGUCCUAUUUCCACGAAUAAUAUAAAUUGUGUCAAUAACAAAAUGCGAGAAUUUCAGUAUUGGAAUAUUUAUCAACGUAAAUGCACAAAGUUGUUAUUUCAUUAUCUUACAGUUUCCAAAGCAAUAAUAUCGCAUACAUUUUUCGGCGAGAUCGGAACACGGAGGUCCGACUGAAGAAGAAGCAAGAAACAAGAAGCUGGUACCGCUUCAAGAAAAUUGUUUUAAUUACACUUGUUGUUCUAUUGUAGGCCACCAAAAUAGUACAAAGAGCUUUGAGCGCUCGUCAAGAUCUGAGUUUCAAGGGUCCAAGGGUCCAGUCCAAGUUCAACAGUUCAUCGGUACACGCGGAAAAAAGUGUAGUAAAGUUUGAUGGCUUGACUGAGAAAAGAGCUAAGGAUCAAAAGGCCUUGGUUCAGCUCGCCUAA